AAUUUCGGUAGAAAUAUUUCGUAAAAUUAUAUUUAUUUUUUGUGAAAUACAUUUAUGGAAAUUUUUUUUUAUAUUUACAUGAAUACUAUUGUUUUACAUAAUAACAUAAUUAGAAAUUAAUGACAAUGUUGCGAUAACGUUAAACUGUCUUAAUUGAAUUAUAUUGUUGUGGAAACAUGUCAAUAACUCACAUAACCUUACUAAAGUGUCUGAAUAUUAUUGAAUAAAUGUAAAAAUGGAAGUUGGUGCAGUUAAACAAGAUUUUAAUACAGAGGUCAUCUUAUUGAAGAAGAAGAUUGUGUCAGGUGAAUCUAAAAUAAAACCUAAAGAAUUAGCAAAAUUUAUGAUAACACACACAGGUAGUUUGAAUGACUACUUGAAUAAGCCAAAUGUAAACCAGGAGAAAGCAUGCGCCAGGUUGUUGCUACAUAAGUCAUUGCAAGAUAAGUAUAAAUUCAUCAGAGAUAGAUUUGCUGGGAUUCCUAUAAAAGACUUGUUUAUGUCUCGACAAGAGAGAAUAAAGAUGAAAAAAGAAGCAAAUGACAAAAAUAAAAAGAAGAAAGGCAAUGUUGUAAAUUCUGAAGGGAAAUGGGAAGUAAGAGAUAUUGAAUUAGACACUGAUUUUAAACAAACAGUUAAAACUGCUACCUCAGAUGAAAUGGUAGCAUCUGAUGAAGAGGAAUCUGGUGAUGAAGGGGAGUCUGACGAUGAAGAGGAGUCUGGUGAUGUAGAGGAGUCUGGUGAUGAAGAUGUUGCUUCUGUAGAUCAAAGUGAAGUUUCUAAUGAGGAAAAUACAAGCUUAAAUAAUUAUGAUAUGCAUGACUCUCCUGAAAAUACACAGAAAGCAAUUAAUGUUGUAGCGAAAGAUAGGAAUAUAGAUAACACUGUUAAUGAGACAGCAGAUGUCGGGAAAUUUGUUAAAUUUGUUCCUGAUAAAUUUGAAAAUGAUGCCAUCACCUGUAAUAAUAAAAGGAAUAAUACUGAUACUGACAAAGGUAAGAAUAGAAAACCGUCGAAAUCAACUGAACAUGUGAAGAAAAAAGUGAAAGAUGACAAUAAGAACAAGAAUUUUAAUGAAAAGAUUUUAUUAAGAAAAUUUAAGAAAGAUACAGACUUAGUCCCUGUAGCUGAUACAAAAGUAGUAGAUCCAUUUUUCAUUACAGCAACAGGAGAAAAUUAUUUAUCAGUUGCAGAGCCAAGACAACCUGAUGAAGUUAAAGAAAUUCACAAACAAGGCAAUAGAAAACUAAGAAGAGCUGCAAUGUUUGGACAUGUUCCUAAAAUAAAACCUCGUCGUGACAAUUUCCAAAAUAAAAGUAGUUAUAAUAAUGGUGAUAAAUUUAAUAGUAAUUUAAACAACAACUUUAAUAACCAGAGUGAUAAUAAUGAAAGUAAAACAGCAAGGUUUGGUUAUGGCAAGUCAAAUAUGAAUGAUAAUACAAAUUCAAGACUUAGUAAUAAGUUUUCGAAUUCCAGUGAUAUGAAAUCUGAUCAAAAUGAGGAUAAGAAAGAAAAAUUGCACCCAUCUUGGGAAGCUAAGAAGCGUCAAUCUGGUAUACUACCGUAUCAAGGUAAAAAGGUUGUUUUUGAUGAUGGGUAGUGGAUUUAAACGUAACAAUAAAUGUAUUAGUUAAAUAAUA
This is a messenger RNA of Achroia grisella, 1640 nucleotides long. RefSeq lists its product as uncharacterized. The coding region runs from base 236 to 1600 and encodes 454 amino acids. Lineage: Eukaryota; Metazoa; Arthropoda; Insecta; Lepidoptera; Pyralidae. The transcript is spliced from 3 exons. The record is from RefSeq and is a predicted model, not a curated record.